Mustela erminea (ermine) is the source of this 637-nucleotide messenger RNA. RefSeq names its product ribonuclease pancreatic-like. The coding region runs from base 126 to 581 and encodes 151 amino acids. Gene Ontology annotation, molecular function: RNA nuclease activity; nucleic acid binding. The transcript is spliced from 3 exons. The record is from RefSeq and is a predicted model, not a curated record. Lineage: Eukaryota; Metazoa; Chordata; Mammalia; Carnivora; Mustelidae.
GGAAGAGGGAAAAGAGAAAGAGGAGUGGUUGCUGUGGCCAAGAACUGCUGCACACCCACCUUCCACACGCAGGAGAGCUGAAGUGGCCAACACUGGCUAGGCUCUUCCAGAGGAGUGAGACCACCAUGGCUCAGGAGAGGUUCUUCAUCCUCUUUCUACCACUGGUCCUGGUGCUGCUGGUGCUGGGCUAUGUCCAGCCUUCUCUGGCCAAGGAAACGCAGGCUGAGAAGUUCCUGCGGCAGCACAUGGACCCAGACACCUCCACAGUCACUGCCAGCUACUGCAAUAAAAUGAUGAAGCUCCGGAAUAUCAUGGUUGGAAAUUGCAAGCUGGUGAACACGUUUAUCCACGAGCCUCUGCCAGAUGUCCAGGCUGUCUGCUUCCAGGGAAAUGUCCCCUGUAAGAACACGAAGCCCAACUGCCACAAAAGCGGUUCCAAAAUGCGCAUCACUGACUGCCGCCUGAAGGAAGAGGCCAAAUACCCCAAAUGCGAAUACGAGACCCAGCAGCUACGGAAAUCCAUCAUCGUGACCUGUGAAGGGAAUCCAUACGUGCCAGUCCACUUUGACGGUUCUGUGUAGGUCUGCACCUGAGGCCAGAGCAGCGAGAUGUCCCACCUCCCUGUUGUGGCACCUGC